UCUCAGGUCAGUGUUGAAUGUUAUGCCAACAGGCAUGUGCCGGCUGCUGGUGUUAGGACUUCUGUGGGGUGGCUACGCCUGUCUCGUUUACAGCUCUGAGGAGUGUCCCAUAGGGACAUACAGGGACUUUGGUUCUGGAAACUGUGACCCAUGUUCAGAUAUAUGCCAGGGCAUGAACAUAAAGGGAACUAAAGACGACUGCCGGAAACACUGUCCCGAUGCCUACACACUGAAGCUUGCGAGUGAAUCGAAAGUUGGCAAUAAAGAUUUGACCAAGAAGACAACAGGCGACGAGGGAAGUAUUCUCCCUGUAGUACUCCCUGUGUUCGCAGCAGUAGUGGUGGUCAGUGUGGUGGUCGGGAUCGUCGUUUACCGUCGUCGGCGUGUCAGUCGCAGACACACACCUGUUCAACCUGUUCACGAUGACACACUGGUAGAACUUCCAUCAAUUCAAUGCACUGAAGAAUCCGACAGCAGCUUCCAUGUAGUUCCAAUAGAGGAACAACAGUUACCGCUACCAGUAGAAGAGGAUACCAAAUUUCCCACAGCAUUCUCUGAUCUCCCCUACAGUGCAAGAUAUGACACUACUCAACAAGGAUCUUACUGACCCAGAGGGUUUUACUGCUUGUGUGUUGAUGUAUAGACAUCUCCACAGAAUUCGGUGGCUCUAAGAUCACCAGUAAAGCCUGACUGUCCUGUCCUGUGUGCCAAGGAGUGAAGAUCGAGAGUUUCCUCUCAUGCACCUUGAUGCUAAGGAGACGAAAUCAUAAUGAUAUCACCUGGUGCAUGGCAUUGCCAUACAUUGAGAGAAAAGACUAUAUUGAGUCAUAUUGUCUUAUUGGUGGAACAAAGACAAAGACCUUUAUAAGAUGACAUGUGGGAAAACCUGCCUUAUUAUUAUUCCGAUUAUUGAAGUCAGUGAAGUCAUUUGCACUGUUCAAUAAAAUAUUGGACUACUA
Messenger RNA from Haliotis rubra (blacklip abalone), 959 nucleotides. RefSeq lists its product as uncharacterized. The transcript has 4 exons. The record is from RefSeq and is a predicted model, not a curated record. The coding region runs from base 23 to 607 and encodes 194 amino acids. Lineage: Eukaryota; Metazoa; Mollusca; Gastropoda; Lepetellida; Haliotidae.